ACAGACUGAGAAAAGGCUAUUAUUAAAAGCUAAAUGGGAACCAAUGUUUUAUCGUCAUUCAGUUGCGUCGGACAUUAUUCUGUGAAACACUGAAGGCGGCUUGCUUGUGUUUUAGAAGAUGGCUGUUACACUGCACACAGAUCUUGGGGAUUUCAAAAUAGAGUUGUUUUGUGAGAAGGCCCCGAAGAGCUGUGAAAAUUUCAUUGCACUGUGCGCUGGUGGCUUCUACAAUGGAUGUAUCUUUCAUCGAAACAUAAAGGGCUUUAUGGUCCAGACCGGAGACCCAACAGGUACAGGCAAAGGAGGGACCAGUAUUUGGGGAAGAAAGUUUGAAGAUGAAUUCAGUGAACAUCUGAAACACAAUGUCCGGGGUGUGGUGGCCAUGGCCAAUAAUGGACCAAACACAAAUGCAUCACAGUUCUUCUUCACAUAUGCAAAACAGCCUCACCUGGACAUGAAGUACACGGUUUUUGGAAAAAUUAUAGAUGGACUAGAAACUCUGGAUGAACUAGAGAAAGUCCCUGUGAAUGAAAAGACUUUCCGUCCUCUUAAUGAUGUCCGUAUUAAGGAUAUUACUAUCCAUGCCAACCCAUUUGCUGGUUGAUUGAUUUGAUUGUGAAACAUUCAUAAUGGCCUGGUUUGUAAAUAUAAUUUUUUUUUUAAAUUUCAUGCCGUUUCAUAAAUUUGUGCACUGACUUGCCUCUAUUUUCCAUUUAAUCUUUUACAUUGGGUUUUAAAUGUAUAUUUUAAUAAUAAUAAAAAAGCUAUUGUACUUUUCACUAUAUAUUUUCUCUAAACUGGUAUAAUUUC
This is a messenger RNA of Carassius carassius (crucian carp), 810 nucleotides long. It is a transcript of the gene ppil3, whose product is annotated as peptidylprolyl isomerase (cyclophilin)-like 3. NCBI's taxonomy places the organism in Eukaryota, Metazoa, Chordata, Actinopteri, Cypriniformes, Cyprinidae. The transcript has 6 exons. The record is from RefSeq and is a predicted model, not a curated record. Gene Ontology annotation, molecular function: peptidyl-prolyl cis-trans isomerase activity. Gene Ontology annotation, cellular component: catalytic step 2 spliceosome. Bases 119 to 604 code for a protein of 161 amino acids. Gene Ontology annotation, biological process: protein peptidyl-prolyl isomerization; protein folding.